Spodoptera littoralis (African cotton leafworm) is the source of this 1509-nucleotide messenger RNA. NCBI's taxonomy places the organism in Eukaryota, Metazoa, Arthropoda, Insecta, Lepidoptera, Noctuidae. The record is from the annotation of a GenBank genome assembly.
AUGUUUAGACUAUUCAUGCAUCUUGUAGUUUCUAGAAAAAAUGUGGUAAUUGUAAAAUUACACCUCAUAAGUUUGUGGUUGUUACGAUGCUAUGGAUGUGAGCCACAGCAUAUUUCAACAUUGUGCUUUGAUACGAAAAUGGCUGAUGUCUCAAAUAAUGAUCGCAAAGUGAAGUUUACUAAAAACGGGAAAAUCGUUAAAAGACGUCUAAGGAAUCCAGAAGAAUGGCACAAACAAAAACAAAAGCGGCUAAGAAUAGCUGGCUUAGAAUAUAUAAACGCAAAUGGGAAAGUGGUACCACCAAAACGACCGGGUCCCGAUUGCAACUGUCGAAGACAAUGCUUUCAGAAGGUUCCUGAAGAUAUUAGACUAAAAACAUUUCAAGGAUUCUACUCCAUGAAAACUCACGACGAACAAAAUGCUUAUUUGUUUGGACUAAUGAGACAAGUUGAUGUCAAGAGAAAAAGAGUUAAAUCAAGUAGUCGUCGUACUUGCACGUUUGAAUAUUUCGUCAGAGUAAAGGGGCGAGAAACUCAGGUGUGCCAAACAGCCUUCAAAAAUAUACAUGCUAUCACUGAAAGAAAAGUCAGAGUUCUAUGUAAGAAGAUGGAUGAUGGUGUUAUGUUUCCUAGUGACAACCGAGGUAAAAAUAGUCACCGCCGUAGUGGAGAGGUUCGUCUGCCAUCUGGAAUGCUAGAUCAAAUAAGAAAUCACAUUUAUUCUAUUGUUCACACACAUAGACUAAAAGAUUUCAUCAGAUUGGACAAAAUUGCUGGAUUGGAAAUAAAUAUUUCGAAAAUGUGGAAAGAUUACAUUAAGACUUUUGAUCCUGAUAACAUAUCAGCUACUAUGCCUAGAUCUAAAAGAAGCAUGGAGCUAGUCCCACAAGUGGAGCAACCACAGCAGGAACCUCAAAUUACACAAGAGGCUUUGGCUCCCAUUGCAUAUCCAGGAAGUGGUCAUCUGGUAAAUAUAGCUGAAAACUAUUUCCAAAAUCAGUAUCAGACAGCUACAUUGACUACAGCCCCAGCAACUAAUUUCUAUCAAACACCUAAUGGAGGACAAAGCAUGGGUAUUUUACUGCAAUCUGCACCAAGGCCUGCACAGCCGACCACAGCAUUCAUUGUAUUGCAAGCUAAACCUGAGCCCCCACAACACUCCACUAUCACAAUAGAUAACCCUUACACACAUACUACUACAACUGAAAUGAUGCAUCAUCAUGUUGAUACAAAACCAGAAAAGAAAAUUAAGAAAGAAAAGAAAAGAGGUCCAUUGGUUAAGCAGUGGAGGUACACUAAUAUAUUCCAUGAUGAAAUUAAUGGAGCAGCAUUGGCAGCUAUCAAAACUAGACUAGGGAUGUACUAUGCUGAGAGUGAUGCUGCCCGCAAGAAGGCCAAGCAGGCACAAGCUCAGGUUCAGGUGCGCCCUACAGAAGUGGUACAAACACAAACUCCCCCAGAACAGGUUCCUCAAAUGAGACAGACGCACACAGUUACUAUAUACACUUAA